Molecule: messenger RNA, 475 nt
Organism: Telopea speciosissima
Lineage: Eukaryota; Viridiplantae; Streptophyta; Magnoliopsida; Proteales; Proteaceae
Exons: 3
Coding region: 65-475 (136 amino acids)
Source: RefSeq, a predicted model, not a curated record
UUACAAAUGAACAAGAAUAACACAUUUAACGUUCCUCGUCGUUUUGACGUUUUCUACAUUCUCCAUGGCUGCAAACAACGGAGAACCUGCUGAGAUUUCUGAUAUAAAUCUCAGUAGCUGCAAUUUCUCUAUCGGCGAAGGAUCUGAAUCUGAGAUUCCGGAUUCUUCAUAUUCACUCUCCUUUCCUUCUGAGCCUCCUGAUUUAAGGAACUGGUUCUCCAGUUAUGUGUAUGAAUCUCCGGAUUUGGACACCGGAGAAGGGUUUAGUCCUGGAGAUAGCCAAAGCGAAGGAUUUGGUCUUGAAAAUAUCAACAGAAUUAAAAAGGAGGAUUUGGGCCAAUUCAAUGGGCUCGUUGGAUGCCAGAGAUUUAGUGAUGACGAUAACCUAGAAAAUCAGGGUUUAAAUAAGGUACUCUUUUUGCUCUUCUUAGUGAUGUUCAAUGAAUUUGAAGCAUAUGUCCUUGCAAGGAACUAA